Molecule: messenger RNA, 1515 nt
Organism: Catharus ustulatus (Swainson's thrush)
Lineage: Eukaryota; Metazoa; Chordata; Aves; Passeriformes; Turdidae
Gene: BLOC1S4
Product: biogenesis of lysosomal organelles complex 1 subunit 4
Exons: 5
Coding region: 6-620 (204 amino acids)
Cellular component (GO): BLOC-1 complex
Source: RefSeq, a predicted model, not a curated record
GUGGGAUGGCGGCGGCCCCCGGUGCGGGCGAGCGGGGUGCAGCCGAGUUGCCGGACGGCGGCGCGGACAGCGGGAACGUGUCCCAGAGCCAGAGCAGAGCCUCCGGUCUCGGGGAGGCCGAGGACGAGGACGCUUCGGAGGCGUCGCUCAGCGCCACCGCCGCCGCCUACUCCGCGUACCUGCUCGCCGACCGCAGCCUCUUCAGCGAGCAGAUAGAAAGCUUAGACAAGAGUCUGGAAGACUUACUGACCAGGGUGGAUGAAUUCGUGGGAAUGCUGGACAUGAUUCGAAGUGAUUCCUCUCAGCUUGUCAAUGAAAGUAUACCUCAAAUUUACACAAAAGCUACAGAAAUGAGACAGAUAUAUAGGAAGAUUGACAAACUAGAGGCUUUUGUGAAAAUGAUUGGGAAUAGCGUAGCUGGACUGGAAGAACGGGUCACAAAGGCAGAAACAGACCUUGGAGCUUUUCCGAGCACAUUCAAGAAAAUCUUGCACACAAUCAGCAUACCAUCCUUCCUUAAUAAAUCGUCUUCCUCACGACAACAGCAGACGCUCUAUGAACCUCCAGUCCUCUUCAAGACUGAAGACUAUUUUCCAUGUCUUAAUGAAGGACCAUAUUGAUGAUUUUUGCUUUGGGAUUGAUAUUAAUCAGCCAGAAUAGAGAGAGCCAAGUGAACAAAAGGAAUGCCAACCUCUGAACAGCUGCAUUUUUCUAAGCACUAUUGAUGGCAUAUUGCCAUUCUGAUUCUCAUUGUCUUCCUUCAGGUAAUAUUUUCAGGUAAUCUUUGUUUGUGCACAUUAUUUCAAAAGCCUUCCUAAAACACCAUGUAAGUUUUCAGAUUAUUUUGGGGAAGGAAUUUAAGAAUAUUUUUGCAUUACGUUUUUUAAAAUAUGGUAAUAAUAAGAAACAUACUCUUGUAUAUAAGUUUUUUAAUGCGUAAAUAUCUGUGCUGCUGCAAGUGUAAAUAGCUGUACCACAAGGAUGGGGGUUUAUUUGUCUUUUUUCAUAAUGUGCUGAUUGAGGUGAAAGAAAAACUAUGCAUAAAAUCAUCUGUUCCAAGGUUUUAAGCCUGGUUCCUGCAGUUUGUACAGAAAAAUGCACCACAUUGGGAUGUACUUGUUGCAGAGGCAGGGUCUGAAAGAUCAUCAAGGAAUCAAGGACAUGGCUCGAUGCAUGUGAUGUAGUCCCUGCUCACAAAGCAAACAUCCUGCCCCACUGAUGAUCCUCAGGUCACAAGGACCCAAGCUUUUAAUUAUUGCAUCAUUGUAUUGUUUGAUGUGUAACCAGAUGGGCAUGAAAUAGACUUUUAUAUAUAUAUAGAGAGAGAUAUUGAUGCCUAAAACCUGCUGUCAAAAAGAACAAGUAUCUAAUUUGAGGGGGGAAUGUUGACCCUGGACUGACCCUUGAUCAGGUACCUGAUCAGUUUGCAUUUCCUUCAGAGCUCUCUGUGGUUGCUGAGGCUUCCUGUGCUGAUUGCAGUUUAUGUUAUCAAUAAACUAAUAGCUGGCUAACCCA